AUGAGCUCUCGACAGAAAAUACGGACGACUCUGACCGAUCUGUUCGGCGUGAAGCAUCCUGUAAUGCUCGCCGGCAUGGGCGUCGCUGCAGGACCCAAGCUGGCGGCCGCAGUCACCAAUGCGGGCGGCAUCGGCGUCAUUGGGGGCCACGGAUACAGUCCGGAGGGGCUUCGUGAACAAAUUGACGAGCUCAAGUCCUAUUUGAAUGACAAGGAUGCACCUUUUGGAGUCGACAUUCUGCUUCCUCAGGUUGGAGGCAACGCACGCAAGACAAAUUACGACUACACAAAAGGGAAACUGAUGGAGCUGAUUGAGGUCGUUGUUGAGUCCAAAGCACGCGUCUUCGUCUCUGCGAUUGGAGUACCCCCAAGGCAGGCGGUGGACCGGCUCCAUGCCGGCGGAGUCUUGUACAUGAACAUGAUCGGCCAUCCCAAGCAUGUUCAGAAGUGUCUGGAUCUCGAUGUGGAUAUUCUGUGUGCCCAGGGCGGAGAAGCCGGCGGCCAUACCGGUGAUAUUCCCUUUUCAGUCCUGAUCCCCUCUGUGGCAAGACUGCUCAAGGGAAGAAAGAGUGCUUUUACUGGUGUGGACGUUCAACUCGUGGCCGCUGGAGGUGUCUCCGGUGGUGAGAGCUUGGCUGCUGCAUUGAUGUUGGGGGCUUCCGGUGUCUGGGUCGGGACACGGUUCAUUGUUGCUCACGAAGCGGGUGCCUCCAAGGCCCACCAGGAAGCGGUCUUGACUGCGACUGUCGACGACACUAUUAGGAGUGUCAUAUUCUCGGGACGCCCUUUGCGGAUACGGAAAACUCCAUACAUCCUCAACUGGGAGGAGAACCGGCAGCACGAGAUCAAAUCAUUGACCGGACAAGGCAUCCUCCCUGUCCAAAACGAUGCAGAGACACAUCCAGAUGAUGAAGAGGUUCUGGACAAUCAGCACCCAUAUCUCAUGGGCAUUGUGGCGGGCACGGUGAACCAUAGGAGUAGCGCGAGGGAGAUUGUGGAUGAGAUCGUGGACGGUGCAGUAGAGAAACUGCGGCUGGGGAGUGUGAUGCUCGUCAAUGAGCCGAAGCUAUGA
Molecule: messenger RNA, 1071 nt
Organism: Fonsecaea multimorphosa CBS 102226
Lineage: Eukaryota; Fungi; Ascomycota; Eurotiomycetes; Chaetothyriales; Herpotrichiellaceae
Exons: 4
Coding region: 1-1071 (356 amino acids)
Molecular function (GO): nitronate monooxygenase activity
Source: RefSeq, a predicted model, not a curated record